AUGCUCCUUUCUAGCCGCUCCAAUCCACCCAAGCCGUUGAAAUUUGGCACCACAAAAUCAGACCGCUAUCUAUCCAUCAAACACCUGUUGCCUUCGACACCAAUACCGUCGCCCUCGCUGCCGUCAAUCCUUCCACGCCAUGGCAAGAAACCGCCCAAGCUCAACUCACGCAAAAUCGUCCGCAGCAUCCUGUGGCUCUCAUUCUUGAUCGGCGUUUACUAUCUCGUCUCAUUCGGCAAGCGCACAUCGCGCCAACUCGCGGAGCUGACCUUUCUCACGUCGUUGGGCAAGACAUACGAGAUCAUCGAGGCCUCGGAACUGCCCGAUUAUCCCACGCCUCUGGCCGUGACGGACGCCACAGGGAAGCACUACUGGACGAUCUCCAUACCUCAAAAUCUACCCUUCCCGCUUCCUCCCACCGACUACGCCGACAUCUGUUCCCAGGCCCUGGAAGUCGGGAGGCACGUUGUGGCCAAGCCCUCCAAACCGAAACCCGAACACACCGCCACCUACUAUCACGAGGAUGCGAGUUUCAUCGACGUGGCCGAAGCGCAAGCUCGGAAUUUCCUGCCUCCCGAACCGUCCUCGAUAGCGCAACACAGCUCCAAAGACGGCCCCCUUCCUGUAUGCGACCGAUCGUUGACCUACAUCCUCGACGCCACGGACGCGGGCCUCGGCUCCGCCCUCCUGGGCAUCUGGCUCUCGUACAGCCUCGCGCAACGCGAGGGUCGCGCCUUCUUCAUCGACGACACGCACUUUCCCUACGGGAACUAUUCCACAUUCUUCACCAGCAUGCCGCAACCUGAUCCUCCAUGUCGCCUACCACCGGUCUCCCACCGUGUGCCCUGCCCUCACCAAGCCAAUCAUCUGGUCGUCUCCGCCGCGACAACGCCCUGGGUUUUUGGACAGGCCUUCCACGCGCACUUUUCGCGACGCGAAAUCUUCGACCUCGCCCACGAGGGCUACGAAGCCCUCUUCCACCUUCGGCCCGAGGACGCCGCCUACGCGCUUAAUCGGGCCAGUAAGCUCCGCGCGGCAGCUAACGACAACGGCAGUGAUGGCGACACCGACACCGACAGCGACGCGGCCGUCGAGAACGGCCUCGUGGGGAUCCACAUCCGGCGCGGCGACCGCCACCCCUUCAGCCUGGCGUACUCGCAGAACUACAUCCCGCCAGAGCAGUACAUGAGCACGGCGCGCCGGCUGGUGGGCCAGUCGCCGCACUGGCGGUUCCUGGUGGCCAGCGACGACGCCGACAUGUACGAGCACGUGGAUCUCGGGGGCGCGCGGCGGGCGCAGGAGAAGAUCUCGCUCGCGAGCAAGAAGUCGUUGGAGCGCAUGGGGCACAAAGGCGGCGAGGUGCAUGGCGGACGCGGCGGCCGGGGAGCCCUGGGCUGGGAGGGCGGCUUCUUCAAGGACGUCUUUUGGGGAUUGGGCCUGCCGGAGGAGUUGAAGUGGGAGACCAAGAAGGUGGGGAGUCCCAUGCCCAUGAAGGAGAAGCAUCGGUUCGGGGAAAAGGGCGCGGACGGGCGCGAGAAGAGGGUCCAUCAUCAUGAAGCUGCGCAUCGGGGGAGAAAUAAGGUGGCUGCGAGAGAGGCGGAGACCCUCGCCAAUGAAAACACAAAGGAAUCGGUGCGACAGGAUGGGGAUGUGGCACAAAGGGAUUAUCGCACCGACCCUACGAAAGAGGCGCUGCAGUUGAGAGAACUGCUGGGGAGGGCCUACUUGCUGGAUCUGGCCAUGUUGGCGCAGAGCGACAAGGUCGUGUGUGGCGUGUCGGCCAACGCGUGUCGCAUCCUGGCCGUCAUGCUGGGGUGGGAACGCGCGUUUGAGAAGAAAGACUGGAACAAUGUGGAUGGCGGGUACGAAUGGAGAAUCAUGGACUACUGA
This is a messenger RNA of Cladophialophora yegresii CBS 114405, 1890 nucleotides long. RefSeq lists its product as uncharacterized. Gene Ontology annotation, molecular function: alpha-(1->6)-fucosyltransferase activity. NCBI's taxonomy places the organism in Eukaryota, Fungi, Ascomycota, Eurotiomycetes, Chaetothyriales, Herpotrichiellaceae. Bases 1 to 1890 code for a protein of 629 amino acids. Gene Ontology annotation, biological process: protein N-linked glycosylation. The record is from RefSeq and is a predicted model, not a curated record. The transcript has a single exon.